Messenger RNA from Colletes gigas, 1413 nucleotides. Its product is annotated as NSFL1 cofactor p47-like. The record is from RefSeq and is a predicted model, not a curated record. The coding region runs from base 180 to 1322 and encodes 380 amino acids. Gene Ontology annotation, cellular component: cytosol; nucleus. Gene Ontology annotation, molecular function: ubiquitin binding. NCBI's taxonomy places the organism in Eukaryota, Metazoa, Arthropoda, Insecta, Hymenoptera, Colletidae. Gene Ontology annotation, biological process: nuclear membrane reassembly; autophagosome assembly; membrane fusion. The transcript has 5 exons.
UUCGCUAUGCGUAUCCGGUUCAGUUCCAUAUAAAUGGAAGGAAUGACAGGUAAAUUGAAGAAAUUGACGUAAAGUUGAAUUACCGAACAAAGAAAAUCAUUGUCAGAGGAAUAUUUGAAGUAAUUAGAAUUAGAUAUAAUCUACGAUAAUCACUUUGAGCGAUAUUGUAUUUGUUCUCAAUGGCGAGCCACGAAGACUUGGUUUCGCAAUUUACAGAUGUAACUGGUGUUGAAUCUGAACGAGCACAAUUUUACCUUGAGUCAUCUGCUUGGCAGCUCGAGGUUGCUCUUGCCAGUUUUUAUGAAAAUGACGAACCUGCUGCAUUAAUUAGCGAACCUGUUGAGGAAACGGUAGACGAAGAUUAUAGAAAGGUUGCACAAAAAAUUGUGGAAAGCGUAAAACCUUCAGAAAUUGAAGGAAAACCGAAAGCAAAACCUAGGUUUACUACUUUUAGUGAUCUUAAAGAGAAAGAAAGUAGCCCUGAAAAGGAAGAAGGACAAGCAUUUUAUACUGGUGGUUCAGAACAUAGUGGACAACAAGUUUUAGGACCAGGAAAGAAGAAAGAUAUUGUUAGCGAUAUGUUUAAAUCGUGUCAAGGACAAUCAGUCGAUGUAAAACCAAAAUCAAGUGGACAACAAAGACCAAAUACCUUUAGUGGUACUGGAUACAAAUUAGGUCAAACUAAUUCUGAUACAGAAGUCGUUACUGCUACAUCUUCUAAUCAUCAGCAAUCCAACUCUGGACCUAUUACUUUAAAAUUAUGGAAGGAUGGAUUUACUAUAAAUGACUCUGAGCUUCGUUUGUACAGCGAUCCCGGAAAUAGAGAAUUUCUUGACACUAUUAAGCGAGGUGAAAUACCAACAGAAAUACGUCACGAAAUUGAAAGUAACGAAGCAUGGCUUGUUAUGGAAGACCACCGUCACGAAACAUACGUUCCGUCAAAAGUCAAAGUAAAAGCUUUUACUGGAAAAGGUCUUAUGUUAGGAAGUCCCUCUCCAGCAACAGUUGGUAUGACAAUACCAAUAGAUCUUGCAGAUCAAACUGCAAACGAAUCACAGGCAAAGAAACAAUUGAAUUUGGAUGAAUCAAAACCCAUUACAACAUUACAAAUUCGUCUUGCUGAUGGUACUAGCAUAAAAGCACAAUUUAAUUUAACACACACGAUCAACGAUUUGAGGCAAUAUAUAACUACUAUGAGACCUCAGUAUGCUAUGAGAGAAUUCAGUUUAUUAACAAUAUAUCCUACUAAGGAACUUGUUGAAAAUAAAACUAUUGAAGAAGCUGGUUUACAAAAUACAGCAAUAAUUCAACGAUUGAAAUAAACGUUUUUUCUAGAUCCUUAGUUAUGAAAGUUUGAGUGAUGUAACGAUUAGAUGAUUCUUAAAUAUAUAUUAAAAAUAUUUGAAAGUAAUA